AAAUUUCAAUUAAGUUCCAUUCAACGUCUUCGUCUCAUGUCAUUGCAGCAUUAUAAAUUAUUUCGAAUAAUGAUACUUCAAUAAACAUACUAACUCCUAUGAAGCCAAAAAAACAUUUAAAGGUUUCUUAGCAGGAAUCAUUAUUCUAGCUGGAAAAUAAUUUAAUAAACUCUUCUAAGGCUACUUUUAUGCAACAACAGAUAUCAAACCGGACUCCUACUGGUUUUUGUAAGUUCUAAAAGCCCGACUUUCUAAUGUUUCAAGAAAAUUGCCCAUAUGCUAAAUGUAAAUAUGUUUAGGAAAAGAAAAAAUUAAAACAAAUUUAACCCUACCAGCUGACUGUCGUAGAAAUAUAUAUGUAUACAAGGUAUAUGUAUAUGUAUAUGUAUGUAUUUCCAAACAAAGAGGUAAGAUCAAAGCUAACACGUAGUAGUCACACACCAAUAGAAACCAUAUGAGCAAAACCGUAAAGUACGAUUCGAAAAAUCCACCAUCAGCUGAGCUAUACAUUCCACAAACAUAUAACAAACAUUGCCAAUUGCCAUUAGCAAAAUAAACUAGAAUGCUCAGCUAACUCUCAGAACUGUGAGUGGGAGUGAAUGGGUCAAAGAGAGCACACGCUAUAGAAGAGAGCAUAUAGUCCACAAUGAAGUCUGAGGCACACAGUAUCAAGAAGACGCCAACUAUUGCGUUUUUGUUGUAGUGGAGCAACUCAAUUUCAAAUGUACUUUUUGAGAGAGUGCCAUAUACACGAACGAAUAUCUUAAAGAAAAUAAAUGAAACUAGAUUUUUAUGAGAUUUUUACAAUUUCUGAUUAUUCCCAACUCGUUUUCUUAGAAAUUUUCAAAAACUUUGUAAGAAUUAUCCGCUCUGCCAUGUCGCUACACUUUACGGCACUUUACUUUACUCGUUUAACGGCAACACUGACGGUUGGAGCAUAUUUGAAAUUGAAUUUUUUGCGCUCUCUUACGUUUAGCCGCGUUAUCAAUACAUUCCACACACACUAGUUUGGCUAGGCUCACAAGCGCUAGCUGCUUGUGUAUGGAUCGCUGUUGGUGUCACUGGCUAGCGAACGGCUUAAUUCAGUUGACUAACGACCCGACAAUGUGAAGGUUGUGUUUUUUGUGCCGUGUUGUUUUACGAAAGUGUAACGUGAAUCUUGUAAAUUGCGUACUAACUUGCUGAAAGUAAAAGACGCGCGUUUAUUAAGUUGCGAAAAUUAUAAGAAAAGAAAUAAAAUUGUUUGAAAACAUUUGAAAUAUAAAAAUUUCAAAACGUUGUGAUAUAAAUUGCAAAAAUUUUGAUUUGUUUGACAAGUGGAAACACAUAUCUAAGUGCAAGUUUAUACUACAUUUUUUUAAAUAAUUGAUGCAAAAUUAAAAAAAAAAAAAUUGAAUUAUUGUGAAUGAAUAAAAAAAAUUAAAGUGUGUUAAAUCGAAAGAACCUGCAAGCGUAAACAUAAAAAUUCUCAAAUAUUGAAAAUAAAUUUAAAAAAUAUUAUAAAGUGAAUAACACAACAAAAACAACAAUAAUUAUAAAUAAUUUUGGUGAAUAUUUUAGAAAAAAAAUAGAACAGACUUCAUCCAAACUAAUUAAAAAAAAAUAGAAUUAAUACAAAAAAUUAAUGCAAUUUGUGUACCUCAACAGUGUUUAAAAAUAUAUAUAAAUCAAUAAAAGUGACCACCAAAAACAAUUUUCUACCAUCCAACAUUUGCUCGAUAAUUCCGCAAAAAUAGAAUAUACCACACAAAUUUUCAACUAAUUUUGCUGUCAAACUAAAUUGUCAACAAAACACACUACAAAAACAAAAAAUAGAAAAAAAACGUAAGCAAAAUUAAAAUUGCCACAUUUCGUCAUCAGACCAAAAAUUGCCGCAUUGCAGCAGCACGAGCAGCAGCGUUUGCAUGUAGCUGCUUCGCUAUUUUUGAAUAGUAUGAAGUUUUAAUGAAAAUAUUAAAAAAAUAGUAAAAAAAUAUAAAAAGUUGUUGAUAAUUAAAAAAAUAUUAAUUUCUUCAUACAAAAUAAAUAAAAGUGUUUCAAAAAAGAAAUUUUUAAAUUUUGUUUAAAAAAAUUCAAAAAGUGUAAAAAAUAUAUUUCUGUGAAAAAGAAAUUGAAAAAGAUUAAAAAAAGUGAGUGCAAUGUGUUGAAAAUAUUUAAAAUUACAAACCAAUUCAACAAAAAAUCAUACAACCUGUAUAGGAAGAUAAACAGCAGCUCAAUCAAAAUUUCAACACCUACAACAACAGUAACAACAUUCAGCACAAUGUAUGCGGUUUUAUUGUUUUUGACGUUGACGCUGGGACUGACAAAUGGCGCCAUAUUACCAGGUAUGUACCGAAAAAACCUUCAGCUCGUCAUCAGAAUAUCGUGGUUUCAAAACUAAUGCAGUAAUCUGUGUAUGUACCUUCAAAUAUGUUUUUGAAAUUUACAUUAAAAAAAAAAUAUUAUAUACAUAUAUAUAUAGUCUUAAAUUUAUAGCAAUUUCAUAGGCUUUGUUCAAAAUCCACUAAUGAACUUCAGGGAAAUUUUUGGUGAUUUUUCCUCAUAAGUUUGAUUUGAUGUAGUUUAGCAAGAUGUAGUGCGAUAGGUGGUGCUGUGAUCAUACCUCUAUAUUUUUGGCUGGGUUUCCUUCUUUGAUAGGACACGUGAAGCUCGACAGAUGGCACCAGUAUUGAUGAAUUCUAAAAUAUGGAAUUUAUAGUCAGAUUCCAAGCGAUACAACCGCUUUUAAAGCAAAUAUCUCGAGCAGUAUUUUUUAUAGGAAAUUUUAUAGUCCUAUAUUCUGGAAUAAUAUAUAAACCUCCCUUGCUUUUGUUUGACCUUUUCUAGCAACAAGACCUCAUUUGCCACAUAUACCCUCAUUAGCUCCACUUCCUUACUUAUAAAGCCACUGUGUUGUUGUUGACUUUUACUUUCAUUACAAACUUGUGACCUUUUUUCUUCCAUAUCCUACACCUAUCUCGAAGCAACAAGCGCCCCAUUGUUUAGCUAUUUUUCUCCGACUUUUAUUUUAUUGCACGUACAUUGGUUGUUACAAGCUUAGCUACAAUUGUUAGCUGCAUUAACCAAUACAGACACAUACAAUUUCAAUGAACUCUCUGCAGCAAUAACAAUAAAAUACAAUAACAGCAGCGUAUAAGCAGCAAAACAAUGCGAUUUAAGCCAAACACACAACAACAACAACAAUUGCAAAUAGCGUCAGAGCCGCAGUGGUGGCAGCAGCAGCAGCAAUCUUUUGUGGCAUCCAGUCUAAACUCAGCGGAACAUGAAAACUAUAAAUGUAACAAUGAUAACAACAAUAACAAUGAUAAACGAAAGAUUUUGAUUGUGUGUUGCGUCGUCUGCUGUCAGCAUUGCAACUUAUGGCGCUCUUUAUUUCAAUUGGAUUUUCUUUGAAAAUCGCUUCAACAUAUUUGCUUUUUAUUGAAUUUUAUUUUUUUUUCGCUAUCGCACAUUUUGUUAUUUUCUAUAUUUCUGCUAUUUCGCUGUUGAACUUAUUUAUUUUAUUUCAACAAUUUUAUUUGUUAUUCUCCACUGCAGCUCUACACUCCAUUGUCUGCUUCUGCGUUUUUCUUUAUUUUUCCUUUAUAACUCAUUUUAUUUAUAUUCGUAUUUGUAUUAAGUUUGUCUUCCUUUUGUGUUCACCGUCUAAUUGCGCAAAUUUGUCACUGUUGACUUCUUUGUUCGCGACGUUGCCACUGCAGCUGAUUGCAAUCUCUCUCCAACUUCGUGUAAUGAGUUAGCGAAAAGUCUGCCAAAGCCAAAAAUAAACAAAAAUUUAAUGCAACAACAACAACAAUAGUACAGCAAUACAAUAGUCUGCGCAGACACAAUAACAACAAAAUAGCAUUGUGGACGCAGUUUUAUGGUUAAUUAGGUAAUAAAUUAUGGCUAAGAAAAAACAGUGUACAAAAAUUUGCAAAAGUCUCAUUAAUGUCAGUUGCCAGCGUUGGCUGAUUGUCUUAUACGCGGCCAGUCACAUUUAACUGUUUGUUGGCAUAAAUACGGGUACGAUUAAAUCGAUUGUGGAAGGCGGUAGUUGGCAGCUAAUGCGUUUUUGAGUUGCUAUAAAAUUAUGGUAAGCGGAAAAGGCGUGAAAUAAAGCACUGAAGUGAGCAUUACUGAUAUGAAAGAUAUUAAAUGUAAUAAUAUUGUAUAAAUAUACAAAAGAUCUAAUUACCUUUUAUGGCGUAGAGUAGUUUAAUGUGAGGAAAAAAUUUAUAAAUUAGUAUAAAAGUGAUAUAAGUCUGAAAUACAUAAAUUGUUAUGCAUCAGAAUCGUAGAAAUGAUGUAAAAACUUUCACCAAAUGAUUAUUUGGCAAUAAACAGCAAUUAUAAAAGUUGCUAUAAAAUUAUAGCAAGUCGAUAUACAUAUAUAGAAAAAUAGUCUUAUUUAUCUAAAAUACUCAAAUAUCUACACCACAGAAACAUAGCAAUAAAAUAAAAUCCUUCACGACAAAUUAUUUUCCGAAUAAAUAGAAAAUUUAAAAGUUGCUAUAAAAUUAUGGUAUUAUAGAUAUGUCUAAAAUACCUAAAAAUCUAUACAGCAGAAUCAUAGAAAUGAUGUAAAUACUUUCAAGAAACAAUUUAUUUGCAAUAAAAAGCAAAUAUAAAAGUUGCUAUAAAAUUAUAGCAAGUCGUUAUAUAGUGCAUACUAGCUUAAAUAAAAUAUAUAUAUAGCAUUUUGAGAGAAAUAACGAAAAAUUACGUUAACUAAAGUAAAAAAUAAGUGCUAUAAAAUUAUAGCAUAUACCUUAAACCCGAAUUAGAUGCGAGAAUAAAAAAAAGAUUACAAAAAGAAAGAUGUGUGAUGUAGGUACACUUGAUAAUUACAUCUCUUAAAAAAUUUGCUCACUCUUAUUCAUUGCUCACUCUCUCUACUCAAAACUGCCUGAACAAUUUUCCUAUUUGAAGAAAUAAUGAAAGAUUUUCCAAAUUAAUAAAAAUGAAUCAAAAUCAGUCUUUCUGAAUGCCUUUCAUCCCUCUCUCCAGCACCCUUUCAACUGCGUUCAAUUUGCGCGCUAUCUUUUACUAAACCCAUUCUUCAUUUACGCACUCAAAUGUCUACUGCGCCAUUUAAUCUUUGACUUAAAGCGUGCGCAUAGACACAUUGCGCACACGCUACGCUUGACCAGCAAAACGCAUGCACUUCCACUGCUCAGCAAAUGGUUCAGUACGCGCGUUCGCUCAAGGAGGAACGCCUAUGAGCGCGCAUAUCCAUUAAUUACGCGCCGCUGCAGUGAAUGUGCAGCGGUCACAGCUGACUCACAGCGGAGACGUGCCGCGGCUGCAACGCCCUCAAUAUUGAAAUGCAUACGCUUGGCUAAUUGUUUCUGCAACUGCAUGUGCCACACAUUGCAAAGCGCGUGCAGUCGCUUGCAAAUUGUCUUUCGCAAUUUUGACGCUGAAGCGAAGGGGAUGGAGGGCGGCGCUAAUUGUGCAUGCGCCUCACUAAACUUAGUUUGCGCCGCCAGUAAAGCGGCUCAGCUGAAGUUCGCAUAUUUAUAUUGCUUUUGCUUUUGUUAUUGUUGCGGUAGCAUAUGGUCAGCUAAAUGUUGCCGCAGCAUAUUGCCAUUAGUGGUUAAUGACAGCUGGCCGAUUGCUUAGCGCAGCCACAACAUACUCCCACUGCUGCUGUUGAAUGUACUUACUUACUCGCGUACUUGUUGUUGUUUGUAUGUGGGGUUGUAGGUGCGCGCAUAUGUUUGCUUUGGUGUUGGCGGCGGCGCUGCUUUCAUCAUUUUUGCGUACAAAUAAUCAAUUAAUAUUAAUUUACAAGCAUUUUCGCUACGCUCAAAUGGACCUUUGAGUUGUUUACCAUUUAACAUGGCUUGUUGUUUUUCGUUUUCAGUUUUCUUUUGCAACUUUUCAACUUUUGCGCAUUGCUUUGAGCAACAAAACUUGUAGGAGCUCAGUACUUGAGGCGUUUUCAAAGCAAAUUUGUUGCUUUAUUUUUACUGUAGUCUGUCUAUGGAAGAAUUCUGGCAAACUAAUUGCUUUUUGUAAACUUUAAACGCACUUAUGCUACAGUUAAAGGCAAAUAGCUCAAAGGUACUAUGCUCAACGUAAAGUUAUAAAUAAGUUCAGUUUUGAUAUUCUUUUAUUACAAAUUGUUUAGUUACGUGUUUUUCCAAAAAUCAAAAUAUAAGAAAAUAAUAAAUAAAAAUAUUAGUAAAAUAUUAAUUUAUACAAAUUAUAAAAUAAUUUUUUUUGUUUUUUUUUGUAUUUAAAUAAUAUUAUUUUUUAUAGUAUUUUACUGUAGUUUAUUGAUAGUUAAUUUGAUUAAAAUCCUCUCCAACAGACUUGUUGAACAAAUAGCGAUACAUCGAUAUAUCGAUAUUAUUUUUUCAAUGCAACAAUAUUUCAAAUUUUGAUAUAGCGAAGUAUCGAAAUAAAAUUUCGAGUAUCGAAGAAGUAAAAAACUAUAAUAUAUUUUUAAUAAAUUUUAGGAUUAAAAAAUCCUAUCGUUAUAUCAAUAUUGUUUUUUAUAAAAAUAUUAUUGUUAUUUCCAAAAAGCAUCGAUAUGAUAUAUAACGAUACUUUAUUGCACUUUUGACAUCCCUACUCUCUACCUUUUUCAAAUAACUUUUCUGUUCCAUACGCAUUUUUAUUUUCCUCUUUCUGGACAAUUUUUAAUAGAACCUUUCCCAAACUUCAUAACUUCAAGUUAAUCAUAAAGCAUUUCUAAACAUCUUCAUGUUACGCAACAAAAUUGCAAACCCGUGUGCUUUUCUCUUGCUCUUCAUCAGCAAAAAUCAAUAUUACAUAACACCACGGUCUUCUUGUGGGUGAACAUUAUUUCUAGAAAUAAUCUCAUAAACUGGGGCCCGAAAUAUGGUCGUCUGUAGUACCAGAUUCCAGCAUAAGAAAAUACAUCAAGCUACUUGGCUGUCUCCUGAUCGAAACACGCGGAACCAAAUCGAUCACGUUGUGAUAGACGGAAGACAUGUCUCCUGUGUUUUAGACGUGCGUACGCUCCGAGGACCAAAUAUAGACUCGGACCAUUAUCUGGUCGCAGCGAAGAUACGCACCCGCCUCUGUGCAGCAAAGAAUGCCCGUCAACAAACACAAGGAAGGUUCGACGUCGAAAAGCUGCAAUCGCAACAGACAGCCACGAAAUACUCUACUCGACUUGCACUCCUGCUCUCUGAGAGCACUCAUCAGCAUCUCGGUAUAAGGGAACUGUGGAACGGCAUCUCAAACUCACUGCGUACCGCUGCAGCCGAAACAAUUGGUUUUCGGCAACGACAAAAAACAAGCUGGUACGAUGAGGAGUGCCGUCUCGCAGCGGAGAGAAAACAGACUGCCUACCUCGCAACAUUGCAAACGACCACAACACGUGCGGGAUGGGAUAGAUACCGAGAGCUGAAGAGGGAAGCGAGACGCAUUUGCAGACAAAAAAAGAAAGAGGCCGAAAUGCGUGAGUACGAAGAGCUUGAGAAGCUGGCAGACAGAGGGAAUGCUCGAAAAUUUUAUGAAAAAAUGAAGCGACUUAACGAAGGUUUCAAGACCGGAGCAUCCUCAUGUAGAGACCAAGGUGGUAAUCUGGUAACCGAUGUCCAGGGCAUACUGGGAUUAUGGAGGGAACACUUCUCCGACCUGCUGAAUGGCAGUGAGAGUACAACACCAGGAGAUGGCGAACCCGAUCCCCCAAUCGAUGACGAUGGAACAGAUGUUCCAUUACCCGACCAUGAAGAAAUUCGAAUAGCAAUUACCCGCUUGAAGAACAACAAAGCAGCGGGGGCCGAUAGAUUACCGGCAGAACUAUUCAAAUACGGCGGCGAAGAACUGAUAAGGUGCAUGCAUCAGCUUCUUUGCAGAAUAUGGUCGGAAGAAAGCAUGCCUGACGAUUGGAAUCUCAGUGUGCUCUGCCCAAUCCAUAAAAAGGGAGAUCCCACAAUCUGCGCCAAUUACCGUGGGAUCAGCCUCCUAAAUAUCGCAUACAAGGUUCUAUCGAGCGUAUUGUGUGAAAGACUAAAGCCCACCGUCAACAAACUGAUUGGACCUUAUCAGUGUGGCUUUAGACCUGGAAAAUCGACAACUGACCAGAUAUUCACCAUGCGCCAAAUCUUGGAAAAGACCCGAGAAAAGAGGAUCGACACACACCACCUUUUUGUCGAUUUUAAAGCUGCUUUCGACAGCACGAAAAGGAGUUGCCUUUACGCCGCGAUGUCUGAAUUUGAUAUCCCCGCAAAACUAAUACGGCUGUGUAAAUUGACGUUGAGCAACACCAAAAGCUCCGUCAUGAUUGGGAAGGACCUCUCCGAGCCGUUCGAUACCAAACGAGGUUUCAGACAAGGUGACUCACUAUCGUGCGACUUCUUUAACCUGAUGCUGGAAAAAAUUAUAAGAGCUGCAGAGCUAAACCGAGAAGGUACAAUCUUCUACAAGAGUGUACAGCUCCUGGCGUACGCCGAUGAUAUUGAUAUCAUCGGAAGCAACAACCGCGCCGUUUGUUCUGCUUUUUCCCGCAUGGAUAAGGAAGCGAAGCGAAUGGGUCUGGAGGUGAAUGAGGACAAGACGAAAUAUCUCCUGUCAUCAAACAAACAGUCGGCGCAUUCGCGUCUUGGCUCCCACGUCACUGUUGACAGUCAUAACUUCGAGGUCGUAGAUAAUUUCGUAUACCUGGGAACCAGCAUCAACAACACGAACAAUGUCAGCCUCGAAAUCCAGCGCAGAAUAACUCUUGCCAACAGGUGCUACUUUGGACUGAGUAGGCAAUUGAACAGUAAAGUCCUCUCUCGACGAACCAAAAUCAAGCUCUACAAGUCGCUUAUCAUUCCCGUCCUGCUUUACGGUGCAGAAGCUUGGACGAUGUCAACAUCAGAUGAGACGACACUAGGAGUUUUCGAGAGGAAAAUUUUGCGCAAGAUUUAUGGUCCUCAGAACAUUGGCAACGGCGAAUACCGCAGACGAUGGAACGAUGAGCUGUACGAGUUAUACGACGACAUUGACAUAGUUCAGCGAAUAAAAAGACAGCGGCUACGCUGGCUAGGUCAUGUUGUCCGAAUGGACGAAAACACUCCAGCCCUGAAAGUGUUCGAUGCUGUACCCGCCGGAGGAAGCCGAGGAAGGGGAAGGCCUCCACUCCGUUGGAGGGACCAGGUGGAGAGCGACCUGGUUACACUUGGGAUCUCCAACUGGCGCCGAACUGCGAAGGAGAGAGACAGGUGGCGCACUAUCGUCGAUUCGGCUAUAACCGGCUAAACGGUUGCAACGCCAAUCACAUACAUACAAUCUCAUAAACCGAAUGAGAAUUAUAAGUGCUAAUGAAAUGAAUGAAAACUGUAUUUAUUAAACUGUAUUUACUAAAAAUCGCCUCAAGCAAAUCAAAGAAUAAAAAAAGUUUAACCCCGAAUAUUCUUCAUUUGAGCAUAUAAGGAAUCGGAUUAUCUCAAAACAAAUAUACAUCCUGUAUAGGCACUGAAGUUCUUUACUAUUGGUUGGUCGAAUUUAAUUAUACGAUUCGAGUUAACGGUAACAUACCUAUAAAUCUCUGGUCACCUUUUUAUUGAGUUAGGAUCCGUUAGCAAAUGGAUACCAGCAGAAUACAAGAUUCUUUAUCAAAGAAUCAACAGUCUGUUUGGGAAAACUGUCACCUAUCCUGCACAUUAAUCUUAUAUUUUUCGGGAAAAUUAUAUAUUCAUUUGAUGUUUGUCACAGUUUCUACUCAUAUAAAUAGUGGAUUUUCUUGAUAUAAUCUCUCUCAAAUCAGAUUUAUGUAUAGACAGUGCUGGGCAUAAAAAACGAGCAGUAAGAAAAUUUAAAUUAUGAGCUAAAAUUUCCAUUCAAGAAAACAAUUAAAUUUGAGGGAUUUUUUGAAUUUGUAAUAUGAGAUAAAAUAAAUUAUUAGCAAAUAUUAAUGUUAAAUUUUUCAGGAAUUAGGAAUACAUAUUCAGCAAUAUUGAUCACGAAAUUCAUACAAAAGUAAUAUCAAAGUGAUUGUGAAGUAAAAACUUCAUAAUUUGACUCCUUUUGCCUUAAUUACCACCCUAUUCCUUGCUGGUAUGGACGAAAUAAGCUUUUGGAGUAAUCCGACCAAAAUAUUAUCAAACCACAUCUUCAAAAGCAUGAAAUGCAUUUUUUUCUUCGGCUUCUGGGCGGUCAUCGGUUUCUUCAUAAUCGUCCACAGGUUUUUGAUCGGGUUUAAAUCGGGGUUUUUCCCAGGCCACGUUAACUGGUUUAUUCCCAUUUCAGACAUAAAAUCGUGUACCUUCAAAAAAACAAGGAAGAAGAUCAAAAUUAGUACUGAAUGCGAAUAGUAACAGGUAGUUGAAUUAAAAAAAAAAAAAAAACACUUACAAUGUUGGACCUAUGACAUGGCUCGGAAUCGCACUGAAAGAUGACGUCCUUUUGGUACAGUACUUCGUUGCAGGGUAUCAAAUUGGCUUCCAGGUUUUUUUAUAUGCCUCACCGUUGACUCUUCCCUCAAUUAAAUGAAUUCCUUUUAUUCCAUCAUAAGAAAAACAGCACCAGACCAUCCUGGUUACUGGUGGGGCACAGUUAUUUGUAGGCAUUCUUCACUGAACUGUUCGCCCGAUCUUCUCCAUAAUUUGUGGACACCGUUCGAUCCAAAGAUAUCGAACUUGUAUUCAUCCGAGAAAAUUAUGAUCUGCCACGCACAAAUUUGCAUGCUGUUUUCGCCCAUACACAGAAGCUGAAGAACUAAAAAAAAAUGUAUGUCAUACUUAGUACCAUACAAAUUAUUCUUAUUCUGGAUACAAGUUGUCAUUAAAUUAUUUAAAAUAUUAAAAAUACAAAAUAUAAUGUUCUGGGAUGAUCUCUUUAAAAUGUCACUUAAUUAUCAUUAUCUCAAUACGAGCACCAUAAAUCAAUAGAAAUCAACACAUGGUUGGUUGUGCAUUGCAUGACAUCACUUUCGCUCAAAAUCAUUCAUGUUUCCUAUAUUUAAUUCCCACAAACAUAUGUAAAGCUUAACAUAUGCUUUCAUAUUAAAUUUUUCCAUUCAACAGCACUUCCUUAUAUUAUUUAAAAGCGCAAUCAAUUGUAGCAGAGCACUGCAACAAUGUUACAACAGCUGAUCGUUAUCAAGCGUUUCAAUGUCAUUAUGGGCAAUAUUCUGCGCCGUCGAGUAGAAAUACACUUUCUAUUGGUUGUCGCUUGGCUAUGCAUAAAAACUGAUUAUAAUCGAAAAAUUGCAAAUAAAAGCAAAUACUCGGCGAAUCAAUUCAUACAAACGCGUGCCGAUCGGCUGCAUAAAAGUGAAAUUGCAAUUAAAUGCAAUUCAAUAAAUUUAAAUUACUUCGCUGAGUGAUGAAUGCGGUGAAUGACUUUUUGUCAGCUGCAUUGGAUUAUUUUAAAGCGCAAAAAAAUAACUGAAGCUCCGCUUUUAUGCAAUUUUUAAAUUAAAAUUGUAAAUAUGUAUAUUAAUAUUUAUAUGGGUAUAUUACUAUUAAUUGAGCAUGCAAUAUGAAUAUGCGCACGCCGGAAAUGAAAUAUACUGCGAGAUUUUUUUAUUGAAUGCAUUUGUAAUGGGUGUUUUUGAAGCGUUCUACAAAAUUCAUAUAUCAGAAAAGAUUAAAAGUUAAUUUGUCUCGAUUAGUUCGCAAGUUUUUUGAAAUACUUAUAGUUUGUAGAAAGAAUUAUGAGUCAUAUGGUCACCACGACUGUGUCUUAUGAAGACCAUCCUAUCGAUUCCAUUAUUAACCACUUUUUUCAUAUAACGCGCUGAAUUGGUGAGUUCAAGCUGGUUUAUUAGAAAAUGUCUUUGACCUGACUAACAAAAUCAUCAUUAAAAUAGUCAAGAUACUAAUCUAAUGAACUUAGACCAUGAGCACUGCCAGUGGUGAAUCCAGAAAUUUUUUUUGGGGGGUUUUACGAAAAGUUUUAUUACUCAACGUAUUUUUAAUAUAGCAGUUACCUCGCGAAAAUUCAGUUAUUAUAGUACACGUUUUGUUUUAUUUUGUGUAUUUUUCCCAAAGUACGAAUUUGACGCUAAAAAAGCUCGAGAAAUAUUUUCUUUU
Messenger RNA from Zeugodacus cucurbitae (melon fly), 11984 nucleotides. RefSeq names its product mucin-2 (gene Rcd2). The record is from RefSeq and is a predicted model, not a curated record. Gene Ontology annotation, molecular function: protein binding. Lineage: Eukaryota; Metazoa; Arthropoda; Insecta; Diptera; Tephritidae. The coding region runs from base 6835 to 9207 and encodes 790 amino acids. The transcript has 4 exons.